Messenger RNA from Neomonachus schauinslandi (Hawaiian monk seal), 1597 nucleotides. Its product is annotated as cytochrome P450 2E1-like. The record is from RefSeq and is a predicted model, not a curated record. Gene Ontology annotation, cellular component: cytoplasm; intracellular membrane-bounded organelle. The transcript has a single exon. Gene Ontology annotation, molecular function: heme binding; oxidoreductase activity, acting on paired donors, with incorporation or reduction of molecular oxygen, reduced flavin or flavoprotein as one donor, and incorporation of one atom of oxygen; iron ion binding. Lineage: Eukaryota; Metazoa; Chordata; Mammalia; Carnivora; Phocidae. Gene Ontology annotation, biological process: xenobiotic metabolic process. Bases 21 to 1355 code for a protein of 444 amino acids.
GCAGUGACCCCAAAGACACCAUGGCUGCCUUGGGCAUCACAGUUGCCCUGCUGGUGUGGAUGGCCACCCUAAUGCUUAUCUCUAUCUGGAAGCAGAUCUACAGCACCUGGAAACUGCCCCCUGGCCCUUUUCCACUGCCCAUUAUAGGGAAUCUUCUUCAGUUGGAUUUAAAGAAUGUUCCAAAAUCUUUCACCAAGCUGGCAGAGCGGUACGGACCAGUGUUCACCUUGUACCUGGGCUCCCAGUGCACUGUGGUCCUGCAUGGCUACAAGGCGGUGAAGGAAGCUCUGCUUGACCACAAGAAUGACCUUUCUGGCAGAGGAGAAAUCUUCGCGUUCCAGUUGCAUAAGGACAGAGGCCAGCCCUUCGACCCCACCUUUCUCCUGGGCUUUGCCCCCUUCAACGUCAUCGCUGACAUCCUCUUCCACAAGCACUUUGACUACAUGGAUGAGACGGGUCUGAGGAUACAGAGGCUUUUCAAUGAGAACUUCUACCUGCUCAGCACACGCUGGCUCCAACUUUAUAACGUUUUCCCAAGCUAUCUGCAGUACCUGCCUGGAAGCCAUCGAAAAGUAUUUAAAAAUGUGUCUGAAAUAAAAGAUUACACUUCAGAAAGAGUGAAGGAGCAUCAGGAGUCUCUGGACCCCAACUGCCCCCGGGACUUCACUGACUGCCUGCUCCUGGAGUUGCAGAAGGAAAGAUACGGUGCAGAGCCUUGGUGCACCUCGGACAACAUUGCUGUGACCGUGGCUGACCUGUUCUUUGCGGGUACAGAGACCACCAGCACCACUCUGAGAUACGGGCUCCUGAUUCUCAUGAAAUACCCAGAGAUCGAAGAGAAACUUCAUGAAGAAAUCGACAGGGUGAUUGGGCCAAGCCGAAUCCCUGCCAUCAAGGACAGGGUAGAGAUGCCCUACAUGGAUGCCGUGGUGCAUGAGAUUCAGCGAUUCAUCGACCUCCUGCCCUCCAACCUGCCCCAUGAAGCAAACCAGGACACGGUGUUCAGGGGAUAUGUCAUCCCCAAGGGCACUGUUGUAAUUCCAACACUGGACUCCAUCUUGUUUGACAACCAAGAAUUUCCUGAUCCAGAGAAAUUUAAGCCAGAGCACUUUCUGAAUGAAAAUGGAAAGUUCAAAUAUAGUGACUAUUUCAAGGCAUUUUCUGCAGGAAAGCGGGUGUGUGUUGGAGAAGGCCUGGCUCGCAUGGAAUUGUUCCUGUUCUUGUCCGCUGUUCUGCAGCACUUUAACCUGAAGUCUCUUGUUGACCCCAAGGAUAUUGACCUCAGUCCCAUCCUAAUCGGGUUUGCCAAGAUCCCACCCCAUUACAAACUCUGUGUCAUUCCCCGCUCGGGCUGAAGAGUCCUGCCCCAUCCCCAGGCUCUUCGAUGCAAACCUGGAGUUUUCCUGCUCCCCCCAUGUCCCCUUGGUGCCUCCAGGAAGACCCUCCUUGCACAGUCUCAGUGAAAGUACUCAGGGAAGAAAUUGGGCUAGAGGUGCUGCUUUCUAGAGUUAUGGACAUCAGAUGAAAUUUGACAGCAAAGUCCAAAAAAGAUUGUGUAAAACUAAUUAAACAAAUUGAAACAAAAAAAAAAAAAAAG